UCCGGAGCUCGCCCUGGCAGUUCCGCUCUGCGUGGCCACACGCCAGUGUUACGUCGUAGCCAUAGCAACAGUCAGAGUGAGGCUCACAGCGGGAGAAACACGAGUUUAAGGUAUUUUGUGAUUAUUUGGACCUUCAGUCGGAUCGAUACUGUUGAUAAUGGGAGACAAGGAGAGGAUGAUGGAGGAGGAGAAGGAGGGGAAUUUCACAAUGGUUCAUCACUGUCCUCCAAUGUAUCCACUGCCUGAAGAAAUAAAGAAGAUGGAUCGCAGUGAGACAGUGUGUCGUUACUGUGGUGUAAGUUACCUCAUUUACCACGAGUUCCAUCAGCUCAACACCCGACUGGCUCAGUUGGAGACAGAGCUCCAGGAGCUGAGAGAGGCCGCCCAGAGAGAGAAGGCCCAGCGCGAGGCACUGGAGCUGAGCAGGCUGGAGUGGGAGACGGCACUUAACCUGGAGGUGCAAAGAAAAGCAGAGGAGAGAGAAACCAGCAUGAAAGAAGAGCUGGAAGAGAAGCGCAGAGACACAGAGAGGCUUCUGAGAGAGGAAAAUGACAGGAGGGGGAGAGAGAUGGAGGAGGACUAUGAGAAAAUCAGUGAAGAAAAAGAGAAAAAACUUAGAGGCGAGCUGGGAGACUUGGAGGUGGAGAGACUGAGGAGGCAGAGAGAAGAGCUGGAGAGAAGGAAUGAGGAGAGAGAGAAAGUUCUGAGUGACGCACUUCAUAAGGCCAAUACAAAUUUAGACGAGCUGAGAAAAUACCUUCAACAAGUGGAAGAGAGGCUGGCGGUGGCAGCUUCCAGGAAGAAAGAGGCCGAGCAGUUACUCAAAAAAGAGACACGGCAAGGAGAAAUCCUCAGAGGUGUGUGCGUGCAGCAGGUGAAGGCCUUGCGAGCGACUCUCAUCGUGCUCCUCUCCUCUGCCAGCGAGCUCACUGAUAUACGGGGUUUCCUCAGCCAACUGACGGGGGCCUGGCAGGCCUUUAAAUCUCAGAUACUGCAGCACAGCACACAGGUGCUCUCAGUGCUGAAAGAGGAGCUGAAACAUUCCAGUGAGGAGUUACAGAAAACGACAGAAGCAAGAGAGAAGCUAACUCAGCAGCUGAUGCAGCAGAGGAGGCAGAGUGAGGAACAGCUGUCCCAACAGCAAGACUCUGAGAAGGAGCACAGAGGAAGAAUACUCAGGUUAAAAGAUGAGUUGGAGGCGAAACACGAGAGGUGGUUAUCAUGCCAACAAAGGUGCGACACCAUACAGGAGCAGCUGUCAUCGUGGCAACAGAGACAGGAAGAAACAAAACGGAAGUAUUGCGCAGCAGAAGAAGAAGUGGCACGACUGAGGGAAGCCCUGGAGAAGGACCAGCAGGAAACGAGAGAGCUGAGGAAAGAAAGAGACAUAUUGAUAGACUCCCAUGGCAGAACCCUGGAAAAGAUGGAGGACGACUGCAGGCAGCAACUGGCUUCAAAGCUGGCUGCUACCCUGGAAGAGCAGAGGACCCAGAGUGCAUUGCAGCUGAGGGAGCAGAUGGAGGAGUUUCGCAGGGAGGUGGAGCUGGAGAUGACCAUCGACAGGGAGAAGAACCGACUGCUGCUUCUACAUUACCAACGAGACAGCACGCAGCUUCAGCAGAAGUUGAAGCAGAGAGAGCAGGAGCUGGGAGGACUAAAAGAGGAGCUGCUGAAGGAGAGGAGGAGCAGGGAGGAGGAGAGGAGGACACAAGUUGAACAGAGGAGGAGGAGAGAGGAGGAGACACAUCAGCAGCUACAGCUCUCCCAACAGCAGGAGGCACUACAGCUGAGCGAACUUAAGCUGACAAAUGAGAGGAAUGCUGAACUACUAGAAGAGGUGGCGUUACUCCAGGAGACAGUGAGGAGGGAGUGUCAGGAGAGGGAGGAGCUGACCGCUGCUCUGUCUGCAGCUCAGGUGGAGCUCCUUGGUCUGCGCUCCCCUUCGUCUCAUCAGGCCUCCACCAGGUCUCCUCCAAACCCCACAGAGAGACACGCACCCCCGGGGAACAAGCAUUUCCACCUCCAGAGUCAAGGCCGGGCUCCUCUUACCCGCUCCUCGACCUCCCCAAACACACUCCGACCCUCCCCUGCUCACACAGACAAAGGCAGGGGCAGCACAGAUGGAGGAGGAGCAGGGAAGAGUGUGGAGUCCUGGAAUGGUGGUGGGUUGUCGGGUGAAGAGAAACAGCGAGAGGGGACCUUACCCAGACUGAAAGCAAGCAGCACAGUGAGAGAAGGCAAGAGGAAGGUCCCUUCAGUGAUGUGGAGGAAGGAGAGACAGUAACAAGCAAAACAAAAUCAUCAGGAUAAACAUUAUUUUCGUGUUGUUUCAAAAUAGUAUUUAUUGUAUUAUUUAUCUUUUAUAUAUAAUAAAGCCUUUUAGACAAAUAUCCCUCAAGAUGCCGUCCUCUGAAAGUACAUAUACAUACAGUAUGUGCACACUGACACACACUUGAUACACCAGGCACAACUGCUGAGUCCUGUUCGUACAACCAGCAAACUCCCAGGACGCAGACCAUCCGACAGACAUGCACUUGUUUUCUCACAACCCGCCUCACGCAGUCUCAGUGGCACGCACAGGAUUUCACAGACAAACACCCGAGCACGCACAAAGUAUCUACGCACACAGACAUGUACACACAGUCUGUCACAAGGGCAGCGCUGAAGGAGCAUGACAGCAUGUCCCUUGCCACCCAUGGACACACACAAAAGGCAGGCAAACACAAAAGAAACUGUAAGGCAGCAAGUGCACCCCCCCAGACACACACACACACACACACACACACACACAUACACACACAAUUACCCAGCCCUCUCCCCUCAGGCAUUGUGUGUUAUUGACAUCAUUCACUCCGUGCAAGGUCUUUCCAUCCCUCCCUCUUCCUCUCCCUGAACAUUUGGGAUGAAUUGUCAUGAUGGGAGAAGAGUGUGUGAGAGUGUGUGAGAGUGUGUGUGUGUGUGUGUGUGUGUGACAUGUUACUGAUUUCCCCACUUACUGGCACACAUGGAAAGCUUUUGGUUUAACUUCCCUGCAUCCUCUCUUCUAAUCUGCCUGCGAGACAAUGCCCUUCGUUCAUGCUGUAAAAACUUGGAUGUAAUGAUUUUAUUCAGCCAAAGUUUCCUGUUUGCCAAAACACACACAUAUCUGCUGCAAACCUGUGUGGAGAGGACAUGCCCUAACGCAGAACAAUGAACAUUCUGUGCCAUCGAAGCCUCAUUUUCUACCUCCUCUGUUUUUGCCAGAUGGGGAAAUGGGAAAGUUCCUAUCACACAUAAACCGAUCCAUGUUUUCGUCUUAACUUGCAUUGCUGAUAAAGAAAUGAAUUGAGCUUUUUUAAACGUCAUUGAAUAACGUUCGUUGACAUUUUU
Hippoglossus stenolepis (Pacific halibut) is the source of this 3369-nucleotide messenger RNA. It is a transcript of the gene lekr1, whose product is annotated as leucine, glutamate and lysine rich 1. The coding region runs from base 158 to 2284 and encodes 708 amino acids. Lineage: Eukaryota; Metazoa; Chordata; Actinopteri; Pleuronectiformes; Pleuronectidae. The record is from RefSeq and is a predicted model, not a curated record. The transcript is spliced from 12 exons.